AUGGUCAAAAUACUUCAUGGUCUGAAGAACGAUCUGGGGGAUGACGGGCUGAUGAUACUUGAUCCAAGCUUGGCUAUGCUAUGCUAUGCGUCUAUGAAGAUUCAGUUGUUGUACGCUGCAUUGCAGGAACCCUUGAGUCUAAAGCGGAAUUUGACAGCGACUGAGACUGUUGAUGGGUUUCAGAUCCUGCUGAUAAAGUACACUGAUGUCGGGCAGCUGGGUAUCUCUUACUAUGGGAUGAGCGAGUUUGAAAAUCUUCUGUCGGAGGUUAAUACAAGCUUCUUCAAUCCACUAAUGGACCUACCAGAUUGGCUGAAGUGA
Penicillium lagena is the source of this 321-nucleotide messenger RNA. RefSeq lists its product as uncharacterized. The coding region runs from base 1 to 321 and encodes 106 amino acids. The transcript is spliced from 2 exons. NCBI's taxonomy places the organism in Eukaryota, Fungi, Ascomycota, Eurotiomycetes, Eurotiales, Aspergillaceae. The record is from RefSeq and is a predicted model, not a curated record.